AGUGAAGGCGUGCGCGCUCUGCUCCGUCCGUGGAGGGAAGCUGCACGCGUGAUGCUUGUGACAUAAUGGUGGAAAAGACAAGUAGAGAACACAUUUCAUCUCUGUCCUGGUAGCUCAUCAACUGUCGAACCCGUUCUAGCUGUUGUUGUGGACUCUUGCGCCCCGCGGACUCGACAGCUGCUCGUCAUAGCUGCCGGCUCGGACUGAACGACGCCCUGGACCGCAACAAAAUGCCGAAUAUCAAAAUAUUCAGCGGCAGCUCACAUCCGGACCUGUCUCAGAAAAUAGCAGACCGCCUGGGUCUCGAGCUCGGGAAGGUGGUCACAAAAAAAUUCAGCAACCAAGAGACUUGUGUCGAAAUAGGCGAGAGUGUGCGGGGAGAAGAUGUCUACAUUGUCCAGAGUGGCUGUGGGGAAAUUAAUGACAAUUUAAUGGAGCUGUUGAUAAUGAUCAACGCCUGCAAGAUUGCCUCGGCCUCCAGAGUCACAGCUGUCAUCCCCUGCUUCCCGUACGCCCGGCAAGACAAGAAGGACAAGGUGGGGAGUCGUGCCCCUAUCUCAGCCAAGCUGGUGGCCAACAUGUUGUCAGUGUCAGGCGCCGACCAUAUCAUUACAAUGGACUUGCAUGCCUCACAGAUACAGGGGUUCUUUGAUAUUCCAGUUGAUAACUUGUAUGCAGAGCCAGCUGUGUUGAAAUGGAUCAAAGAGAACAUCGCUGAGUGGAAAAAUUGUACCAUUGUCUCACCUGACGCAGGAGGAGCUAAGAGGGUCACCUCAAUAGCAGACAGGCUGAAUGUGGACUUUGCUCUUAUUCACAAAGAGAGGAAAAAAGCAAAUGAGGUCGACCGCAUGGUUCUUGUUGGAGAUGUGAAGGAUCGGGUUGCCAUUCUCGUGGAUGACAUGGCUGACACAUGUGGCACAAUCUGCCAUGCUGCUGACAAACUAAUCUCCGCUGGUGCCACAAAGGUGUAUGCCAUCCUCACACAUGGCAUCUUCUCUGGCCCAGCUAUCUCACGCAUCAACAACGCCUGCUUUGAAGCUGUGGUGGUCACCAAUACAAUCCCUCAGGAGGAGAAGAUGAGACACUGUCCCAAAAUACAGGUUAUUGACAUCUCCAUGAUCCUCGCUGAAGCCAUCCGUAGAACUCACAACGGAGAGUCCGUGUCGUACCUGUUCAGCCACGUCCCCUUGUAACAAAUGACGUUUUAUCCCGUCAACCUGUGUGCUGUUACACCAAAGAGGGAAGACGGAGCUCCCCCUUAACCUCAACGCAACCAUUAGCUAAAAUGUUUAGCUAACUAACCGUUUAAAAAAAAAAAAGAAAGAAAAGGAACUGUCGUGUCUGUUACUAAUGCUCAUUUGAGUUUCCUUCACCCUUGAGCAAAAUAAUGGCAAGCUACUAUAUUUAUUGUACGUGGGUUUAAAAAAAGAAAUCUCAAAGAACUUUGCGCGCCUUUCAUAACAUUAACAUACAGAGAUUCUCCUGGCCAUUUCACCUCUGUGAGAGACUUUUCAGUCAGAGCUUGUAUGAAUAUUAUAGGGAAGUGGUCAGGAGAAGGAUCUGUUGAAUUGAGCUGUUACAGUGCUUUUUGUGUUUUGUUACUAUAUGAUCAAGUAUACUUUUUCAUGUC
Molecule: messenger RNA, 1630 nt
Organism: Solea senegalensis (Senegalese sole)
Lineage: Eukaryota; Metazoa; Chordata; Actinopteri; Pleuronectiformes; Soleidae
Gene: prps1b
Product: phosphoribosyl pyrophosphate synthetase 1B
Exons: 7
Coding region: 231-1193 (320 amino acids)
Biological process (GO): ribonucleoside monophosphate biosynthetic process; 5-phosphoribose 1-diphosphate biosynthetic process; purine nucleotide biosynthetic process
Cellular component (GO): cytoplasm; ribose phosphate diphosphokinase complex
Molecular function (GO): magnesium ion binding; ATP binding; ribose phosphate diphosphokinase activity
Source: RefSeq, a predicted model, not a curated record